CUCCCACAUGGUACAUGUCACAAAAUCUGUUUUAGCAUCGGCAUACGUUAUUAUCCCAAAAAGGAAUACGCAGAAAAAAUGGUUCCUUUUUCACCACAAUCCGUUGCUUCCAUUUCUCUAUAAUAAUUUAGUACUCAACAGCACCGUUUCAUGAGAAAGUAGCAAAGUUUGCUUGUGGUUGCAUCUAGGUGUUGCUGAUACAAGAUGGUGAAGAGAGUGAGGUCUGAUUCAGGACCAUUUUCCGUUCAAAAGCACAAUCAUGUUUGUGUCAAGUUAGGACUCUCAAUUUUCUUGGUAGGUCUUGCUGUUCGUCUUCUCUUGUGGGAUUCAUUCAGUUUUUCAUCAGUGGUGGUGGAGACACCUCCUCCUCUAGAAGAGUUAAAAGCAGAUUCCCCUGUUUUAUCUUCCCCUGAUCUUAAGGAUUCUGAUUCUGAUGACUUUCCAGGGAUUAACCAGACUCAAAUCUCCAAGGAUGAAAAAUGUGAUCUUUUCGUGGGAGAGUGGGUGCAAGACCUAUCUGGGCCAGUGUACACUAACGAGAGCUGCCAUGUGAUUGAGCCUCAUCAAAAUUGUAUGAAGAAUGGACGUCCUGAUUCAGAUUACCUUUACUGGAGGUGGACCCCACGAGGCUGUGAAUUGCCCAAGUUUAAUCCCAAAAAGUUUCUUAGGUUCAUGAGAAAUAAAUCAAUGUCCUUUAUUGGUGAUUCCAUCUCCCGCAACCAAGUUCAGUCCCUACUUUGCAUUCUCUCUAAGGUGGAACCAGCUGUUGAGACAUACCAUGACAAGGAAUAUAGAUCAAAAAUAUGGAAAUUUCGCUCUCACAACUUCACACUCUCAGUAAUCUGGACCCCUUUCCUUGUCAAAGCAGCUAUAUUUGAAGACAUGAAUGGAGUUACCUCAUCAGAGAUACAGCUUUAUCUUGACAAACUCGACCAGUGGACCAACCAAUACAAGAAUUUCGAUUAUGUAGUCAUUGGUGGUGGAAAAUGGUUUCUCAAGACUGCAAUAUACCAUGAAAACAGCACAGUCACAGGCUGCCACUACUGCCCUGGAAAGAAUCUAACAGAACUAGGAUUUGACUAUGCAUACCGCAAAGUACUACAAGAAGUUUUCAAGUUCUUCACAAAGUCUAACCACAAAGCCACUGUUCUCUUCAGAACCACCACACCAGACCACUUUGAGAAUGGAGAGUGGUUUAGUGGAGGGUAUUGCAACAGAACUGUACCCUUCAAAGAGGGUCAGAUACAUAUGAUAGGUGUAGAUUCCAUUAUGAGGGGUAUUGAACUUGAAGAGUUUGAGAAGGCUGUUUCACUAGGAUCUCAAGGGCUGGUGAACUUGAAACUUUUGGACACCACUAUCCUUUCACUCCUGAGACCAGAUGGACAUCCAGGACCCUACAGGAAGUUCCAGCCAUUUGCAAAAGAUAAGAAUGCUAAAGUCCAGAAUGAUUGUCUACAUUGGUGUUUGCCAGGACCAAUUGACUCAUGGAAUGAUAUAGUAAUGCAAAUGCUAAUCAAUGGUUAAACAAUGUCCUGCCACUGGAUCAUCAAGGUUUGAAGCUGGUUACAAAUAUGAUCAUUUGAAAUUCAGUAUUCUUUUCUGCAUGGUAGUUAGUUCCUUCCAAUGCCUUUAUUAGUUUGCAAAGAGUAGUUUAUACACAAAGCCAUUAGGUUGAGGCUCCGAUUGUACAUGGAACUGUAUAGCGUAAUAAAAGCUUGCAAAGCAGUGAAAACUCAAGUAUAAACUCAGCUUAUGUCCUUUUCAGCAUAACUUUUAUGAGGAAUAUACACCUAUUUACUUUUAUACUUCGAUGAAGCAAUAAAGACUCGGGAUUGAAUAAAGCUGAAGCUGCUUGGCUUAGUAAGCUGCAGAGACCAAUGCAAAUUUUACUUUUCAUGUAUUACGGCCAAGUUUCUUGCAAACCUUGAUUCAUAUAUGAAUAAAUAGAACAAUAUGAAAUGGCAUUUUUGAUUAA
This is a messenger RNA of Cajanus cajan (pigeon pea), 1975 nucleotides long. Its product is annotated as protein trichome birefringence-like 25. The record is from RefSeq and is a predicted model, not a curated record. Gene Ontology annotation, molecular function: O-acetyltransferase activity. Gene Ontology annotation, cellular component: Golgi apparatus. Lineage: Eukaryota; Viridiplantae; Streptophyta; Magnoliopsida; Fabales; Fabaceae.